Messenger RNA from Sander lucioperca (pikeperch), 2033 nucleotides. RefSeq names its product SET domain containing 7, histone lysine methyltransferase (gene setd7). Gene Ontology annotation, biological process: regulation of DNA-templated transcription. The record is from RefSeq and is a predicted model, not a curated record. Gene Ontology annotation, molecular function: histone H3K4 monomethyltransferase activity; protein binding. The transcript is spliced from 8 exons. Gene Ontology annotation, cellular component: chromosome. The coding region runs from base 103 to 1215 and encodes 370 amino acids. Lineage: Eukaryota; Metazoa; Chordata; Actinopteri; Perciformes; Percidae.
CGUAAAACCCCAAAGAAGAAGACGGCAGCUGCCGGGCGAGAGCAGCAGCAGUAUCGGCAGCAGUCCGAGCUGUGUCCGCCAGCAGGCAGCAUCUCCGACAGCAUGGACAGUGACGACGGGAGCGUGGAGGAGGUCGUGGAAGGUCCAUUGGAUGAAGAUGAUCAGCCCCAUGGUUUCUGCACAGUGUCCUAUUCAUCCAGUGACCGUUUUGAGGGCCACUUCAGCCACGGAGAGAAGAAUGGCCGGGGGAAGUUCUUCUUCUUUGAUGGCAGUGCACUGGACGGCUUCUACGUGGACGACGCUCUGCAGGGCCAGGGCGUGUACACACAUGAAGACGGAGCUGUCCUCCAUGGGACAUAUGUAGAUGGCGAGCUCAACGGGCCCGCUCAGGAGUGGGAUGCCGAGGGCCGCCUGGUGUUCAGGGGCCAGUACAAAGACAACAUCCGCUGUGGGGCAUGCUGGGUCUACUACCCUGGUGGAGGCUGUGUGUUUGGGGAGGUGAACGAGGACGGCGAGAUGACCGGUGAAGCUGUAGGCUACAUCUACCCUGACGGACACACGGCUCUCUACGGACGCUUUGUGGACGGAGAGAUCAUCGAGGCUCGCCAUGCCACCGUGAUCUCCAGCCAGAGUGGAAGGCCACGCUUCGAAAUCACCGCCAACAGUCCGGUGUAUUCAUACGACAAGUCGACAUCUACCUGUAUCACGGCCCACCCUCUGCUUCCAGACCCCUACGAGAGCCAAAGGGUGUUCGUGGCCGACUCUACGAUCAAAGGAGCGGGACAGGGCCUGUUUGCCAAGACGGACGCUGAGCCGGACACCGUGAUGGCUUUUUAUAACGGAGUCCGCGUCACACACUCAGAGGUGGACAGCAAGGACUGGGCCCUGAACGGGAACACCAUCUCAUUGGACGAGGACACGGUGAUCGACGUCCCUCAGCCAUUUGACCAGACAGACAGAUACUGUGCCUCUCUGGGUCACAAGGCAAACCACUCCUUCACCCCCAACUGCAAAUAUGAGCCGUUUGUCCACCCUCGUUUUGGGUCAAUCAAGUGCGUCCGGACCUUAAGGGCUGUGCAGAAAGACGAGGAGCUGACGGUUGCCUAUGGUUACGAUCUGGAGCCAGCGGGGGGAAAUGGCCCUGAGGCCCCUGAUUGGUACAAGCAGGAGCUGAAGGAGUUCCAGCAGAGACGGGCGGCGCCCAGCAGCCUGUGACAGGAAACGCCAGCGUACGAGACUCCUGCAGACCCCGCUGGAUGUUUGAGAAGUUCCUCCCUACGGCGUUCAGAAGACUACUUGCUGGAGCAGCUCAGUGUGAGUGGAAGCUAAGCAACACAAGAAGUGUGCAAGAAAGCAGAUGUUAGAAGAGGAGACAUGUCUCUGAUGAAGACUGUUAUCAUUGUUCCGGUCGAUUGCUUCACGUAAAGGCAUAUUAUGCAGGAAUUGUCGCUUACUGUUUUGUUAACACAACAUUCAAAGUUAUCGCCGCCCCCCUGACCGCCCAGCGUACCCGCCCAGCGUUUCGCCGUAGCGUACUGCACAGCGUACCGCCGGCAGCAUGGCCCUACAUUCGCCUCGAUAUAUUUGCAUUUUUUCGAGACUGUGUCGCUGUAGCUUCCUCUUGGAUGUGGCUUACGCAGCACGGCACUACACAUCCAGAGACUGACGCCAGAAAGAUCCCCAACUAAGAACACACAAAGAAGAAAAACCAGCCACGCACCGCCACAGGUGGUGACCUUUUGUUUUUAUGAAAAGUCCUGCAAAUUAUACCUUUUUUAACUGUGCGUCAGCUGUUUGAUGCAGCAGCUGCAGUAUAUCUUCCUGUGUCAUCUGGUUAGCUCCCUACUCAUUCCAACUAAUUCAGUAUACUUUACAGCGACUUAUUUAUUCACAACGUGAAAUUGGUGAAGAACUGAAUUUCCGGAGCUUUGUAGAGGUGAUUUGUAUCUUCACGAAGAAAAUUAUGGACGCUCUACGGCCACAGUCUUUAUUAUCUGUGUUUACAUGCUGCAAAAUAAAUCGAUCCACAAUUA